CCUUUGGGGGGAGUGAGAAGGUUCUGGAACCAGACAGAGGUGGUGGUUACACAACAUUGUGAAUGUGCUAAACGCUGCUGAACUGUUUAGUCUAAAAUGGUUAAAGGUGAUUCCUGUGCUACUUGGAUUUUUGCUUCAAUGAGAAGUGGAGGGAAGUUAGAGUUGGACUUUACGCUGUAGAGAGACAGGGGUGGCGGGUGUGUUGAAUGAGGUGUGAGCGGCGGGUGCUGGCCUUCGGCCGGAUGCACUGGGAACCCAGGCCGUCCUCGCUUUGGGGUCCAGGUGGUGAAGGUCGCCGUGUGCAGAGCCGCUGGGCGGCGGGUAGGGGCAAAAGCCAGUCUCCGCUUGCUUGAGGGCGAGGCUGGGCCUGUCUCGUGGAGAGCACGAUCCCUCCAGGCUGUCUCGAGUGAGCCUCCAGCCUCACCACGUGGCAGCUGACCGUCCUCGGGGCCUAGAGAUGCCCCGAGCUUGGCCACGCUGGCGGGAGGGGAGGGGUGUGAGGGUCUGCGGCAGAAGGACGGGGCGCUGUCUGCAGCUGGUGGUCCAUGCAGACCCCCCGCAUCGGGGAGGGCACUGCCCGCCGGCAGGGUCCCACGGUCUGUGCGGCCGCUGUCGUGCACCUGAGGACGGUGUGACUCCUCCUGGCCACGUGGUCACACGCGCGUGGUCUGGGCGGCCAUUGUCCUCGAGGCGGGUGCUCAGAUUCAGGAAGGGUGGACCGAAAAGGGGAGCGAAGCGUCUUCCCCAUCCAAGCCCCGGAUCCCCCGAAUGCUACCCGGGGACCCCCGAGGGCCACGACGCCUAUCUCAGCGCCACUGAGAUAGACGGAAGAGGACCUCACAGAAAACAGAGUAACUUGCUGCCUUCCCCUGGCUUGAACACGCGACCUGGCUGUGCUCCCAUCCCGUCCCCAGCCGGCUGGGGCUGCCCGCUCUGUACUCGGUGCCAACUGCGUGCUCACAGGGCGCUCGGUGGCUGGUAAAUCUUGGGAGGAAAGUCGCUUUGCUGCAGCAGUUUCGUGCCAGGUGCUGUCACCCGUAACAGAACCAGCGCAGAUGCAAUUGUACUAGAAUAAAACUUAAUACGACCUGAACAGAACGAGAGAGUUAAUAAAAUCUCCACAGAAUAAAGCUGAAUGCAGCCUUAAAAGAAUAAGUCGAUAACCUCUCAAUAGAAGCGUGAUUACAGCUUUACUAUAAUAAGAGUUAAUACAACCUCACUACAUAAAAGCUAACACCGUCUUAAUCAGAUAAAACAAUACAACCGUUAAUAGGACAAGAGUUAAUAGAAUCUCAAUACGAUAAGAGGUUCAUCCAACGUUAAGAGAAUAAAACGUACUACAACCACAUAGAAUAAGAGUUCAUAAAAUCUUCAUACACAAAGAGUGACUACAGCCUUAAUACGGGAGCUCAUACAAUCAUAACAGGGUAAGAGGUAAUGCAAACCUCACAGAACGAGAAUCAACACAACUUUAACAGAAGAAGAACUAGUACCAUCUUCAGAGAAUACACCUUAACACAUCCUUAGUAGAACGAGACUUAAUAAAACCUUAAUAGAAAAAAUCUGAAUACAACCUUCAUGGAAUGAGAGUUAAUAACAUCUCAAUAGAACAGGAGUGAUUGCCAUUUACUAUACCAGGAGUUAAUACAACCUCACUACAAGAGCUAAUACCAUCUUAAUAGGAUACAACUUAGUGCAGCCUUAAUGCAGUAAGACUUCAUGUGACCUUAAUAGGAUAACAGCCAAUAGUACCUUAAGAAGAGUAGAUACAAUCUUAAUAAAAUAAGAGUUAAUGCAACCUUAAGGGAAUAGGAAUGGAUACAAUCUUAAGGAGAGUUAAUAUAAAAUAUAAUCUUCGUAGAGUGAGCCGUUGAUGAAACUUUAUUUUAAUAUAAUGGUUCUCAAGUGGGGACUGUGCCCCCGGGGGCACACUUGUCAAUGUCUGGGGACAUGUUUGCUUGUCACAGCUGGGGAGGGGGUACGGGGAGCUCCUGACAUCUGGUGGGUGGAGACCAGGGAAGCUGGUCCACACCCCGCAGUGCCCAGCACGCCCCGCAUCAGAGGAUGAUCCAGCCCCAAACAUCGGUAGUGCCGCUGCCUUAAUAGAAUAACAGUUACUAGAACCUUAAUAACAGAAUUAGGAAUUAACACAAUAGUAUUACACUCCCCUCUCCCACACGCAUUUGGAGGGCUUUCCAGUGUAAUCGUGGGUCGGGAAGCAGCAACUUCCCUGGUUAACAUAGACACAGGUCUUAUUUUUAUGCUGUUAAAACAAGCUUCAUAGUAAGUGUGGGAAACACAUUGUCUCAAGAAACCAUCUCUCCACUGUACACCUGAAACUAAGACAACACUGUAAACCAACUCUACUCCGGUAAAAUUUUUUUUUAAUUUUUUAAAAUGAAAAAGAAUAGAUAAACAAUAAGGACCUACUGUAUAGCACAGGGAACUAUAUUCAAUAUUUUGUAAUCUAUAUGGGAAAAGAAUCUGAAAAAGAAUGUAUACAUGUAUUCUUUUAUAUAUAACUGAAUCACUUUGCUGUACACCUGAAACUAAUACGACAUUGUAAAUCAACUCUACUUCAAAAAAAUACAAAUAAAAAUUGUACCCGAAAUCUAGGGUACAAUUCUGGAAAAAAAAAAAAAAGAAAACUGUCUCUCCUCGUGGGGCGUUUAUGGAUACACCUCUCAUGGCCAGUAUUAUCCCAAACCAUGUGUGCAAGGGAAAAAAAAUGCAUUGAUGGUUUAUUCAUUUUUUUUACCCUUUAUGUAUUAUUUGGAGGCACCCUAGUCACUUCUUUAGAUGGAGAGAGAAAAAGAGAAAAUAAACCAUCUUAAGACUCUCGACACCAGCAGGUAGGGAACACCACUGACACCUUAAGGGGAAAAAAAAAGGAAUGCGUAUAUUUCCUUGUUUGGAAAAUGAAAACAAUGCAGAAGGAAGGGUCCAGAAUGAAAAAGCAGAAGGCCCUGUCUGUCCCCCAUCCCCCGAAUUUCUGCUCCCAGGUGAUCACUGUGACUAGCGAGGGACAGAGGGAGGAUUAUAGGAUUCUGAAAACCCACGUGUGGUUUCCCGUGGUUGCAUGUGCCCCUCGCUAUCCCUCGGGCGUCCCCUUUGGGGACCUCAGAGUCCCUCACGGGGGGCGUGCAUUUCCCAGGACAGGCUCCUGCUGUUCCCUCUGCAGCCUGAUGCUGUUCCGGGCGGGUUCCGUGAAGAGCUUCUGUGGAUGGACAGGGCGGGGGCAGCUGCUGCAGACGCCUGGACCUCCCAGGCUCCCACACCUUUGCUCCUGCCCGGCUGGCCAGCCCAUGAAUGACCCCCUUGGCCCCUGCCUCUAGGGGGGCAGCCCCCACCGGGCCCUGGCGCCCACCCUCCCUGGGGACCAAUCCAUCCUCUCCAUGGGGCAGGAUUAGGGCUCAACCCCUCAAACAGCAGGAGCAGUCUCUUCUUGGGUGCAAGGUGGAAGCAUCAUUUUAAAAAUGUUUUUAUUGUGGUAAAAUAGACAUACUAUAAAAUUUACCAUUUCAACCAUUUUUAAGGGCACGGUUCAUUGGCAUCAGGUCCAUUUAUAUUGUUGGGCAACCAUCCCCACCAUCAUGUCCAGAACUUUCUCAUCUUCCCAAACUUUGUCCCCAUUAAACACUGACUCCCCCUCCCCGAGCCCCUGGACCCACCAUCUACUUUCUGUGAAUUUGACUCUUCUAGGGAACCCCGAUACGUGUCCUUCUGUGUCUGGCUUCUCUCACUCAGCAUCAUGUCCUCAAGGUUCGUCCACGUUGUACCUGGAUCAGAAUUCCCAUCUUUUCUAAGACUGAGUCAUAUUCCAUUGUUUUUACACUGUAUUUUGUUUAUCCAUCCAUCCAUCAGUGGACACCUGGGUGGCAUCCACCUUUUGGCCAUUAUGCAGAAUGCUUCACGUGAACACACGGGUGUCCACGCUAUCUGUUCGGCUCCCUACUUUUGGUUCUUUUGGGUCUACACCCAGCAGUGGAAUUGCUAGAUCCUAUGGUCAUCCUAUGCUGAAUUUUUUGAGGAACUGCCCUGUUUUCCUGAGCACUUCCAGAUGCAUGCUCCCUCCCCACGGUGUGUGCGUCUGAGCGUGGUUCUUAAGAGAAUUAAAGCUGAGUCUGGUUUCUGCCGUUGCCCCGAGGUUCUCUUCGCCGCCUGUGAGCUGGGAGUCUUUGACCUUCUGGCCGAGGCCCCGGAGGCCCUGGGCUCGGCUGCAGUGGCUGCACGUCUGGGCGUCAGCUCCCGAGGGACAGAGCUACUGCUGGACGCCUGUGUGUCCCUGAAGCUGCUUCAAGUGGAAGUGAGGAGAGAAAAAGCUGUGUAUGAAAGCACAGAGCUCGCCAGCACCUACCUGGCCAGAGCCAGCCCCAAGUCCCAGCAGGACAUGCUGCUGUACACGGCCAGGACCACCUACCUGUGCUGGGGCCACCUGGCCACGGCUGUCAGAGACGGGAAGAACCAGUAUCUGAAGGCCUUUGGGGUUCCCUCCGAGGAGCUCUUCACUGUCAUCUACAGGUCACGCCAAGCACCUUUUUUUUUUUUUGGCCUUGCUGAACGCUGGCGCCUGCAGAGAGGGAACAUAGCAGGCCGAGGGUGGUGGCUGUCACCCUUCCCGCGCGUCUGUGACCUCGGAGGUGGUUCCAGGGCUCUGGCCAAGGCGUGCAUGUCUCUGUACCCGGGGUCUCAGGUCACCGUGUUUGACAUCCCAGACGUGGUCCAGAUGGCAAAGAGGCACUUCUCAUUCCUGGAGGAUGAACGGAUCGGCUUCUGUGAAGGAGAUUUCUUUAAGGACCGCCUUCCAGAGCCGGAUCUGUGCAUCCUGGCGAGGGCCCUGCAUGACUGGACGGGUGAGAAGUGCUCACACCUGCUGGGGAGAACCUACCAAGCCUGCAAGACAGGUAGGAGGUAGGGCUGCGUGUCGCUGUGCUGGCAACUCGGGGCAGGGUUGGCAGACUCUCCUUGGGAUGCCGGGGACUGAGUUCAUGUCACAGGUAAGGGCGUCAUCCAACCCAAUGGCUCUCCUUCCGCAUCAGUAAUUAAAACUGACAAAAAAAUGGCAUGGAUAACCAUUCUGCAGCGUAUCGCAAUGAAAGAUGGAGGUAGCCGCUGUGUGUGAGGGGGACAGUAUCCUGUGAGGUCACCAUCCUGAGGGUCCAUGAGGACGUGGGCACAGCCUCUGAGUGUGAUAUGUUCACAGUCCCAGCCGACCGCUGAGGGUUUCCUUGCUUUCGGGAUAUCACCACGCCUCAGGCUUUUGAAUUGCUUCUCCCUCUCCAGGAUCGUCCAUUUUGCCCAGAAACUGUGGUUCUGUUAGUGGGGAAUCAUUUUCAGAGGCGGGGUUGCCAUUCCUGGGAGGGCAGUGUUUCUAGACCCCUUCCGUGGAGAGAGCUAGGAAGCAGAUUGAACACGCUGAGUUAUUCACAUUUCCAUCCAUAGGGAUAUUACCGGGCAGUUACUCAGUUUGUAUAACUUUGUCCGCGUGUGGCGUCCUACACCUGGAGCCUUGUUCCUAAGAUCAUCAAUACUACUUGCUUGCCUUGUCCUGCUGUGUGCAUGACGUCAUUCCAAAGGAGCAAAACCAAGGUUCCUACAAACAAGGGAACUGCCAGGCGGUGCUGUGGCUUGUCUGCAGUUCUUCUGUUUAGCAUAUCCACGAAUUGGUGCGUCCACGGUCACAGAAACUAUGGUUGUCGCCCGGAGGUGAUGUUGCCUAUCGAACCACAGCCUGCUCGUGGCCUUUGGCUUGCUUCCAGUGUUUAGGCCUUGCCUUUACUUUUUUGCGUAUUAAUUCUUGGAUGACUAACACAUUUGCAUGAUUCAAAAACCAAAUGCUGAUGAAAGGUACAUGCAGAGAAGUCCAGCUUGUAAUCUGACCCCCUCACGCAUAUUUCUCCCCAGCUCUUGUAGGAGAGCUGAUUUAUGCUCUUUUAAAAAAAAAAAUUACAAAAAUAAAUAAUAAAGCCGCCAUGUUUCCUGGGUGAAGCCACGCCCGGGAGGGACCUGGCACUGGGGCCGCUGCCCACAGCAUCCACGGUCACCCUGCCCCUCAACCCCCUUGUCUCUGAGAUCCAAACGCAGCACCUGACAGUUUGCAUAUUUCUCUGGAUGGCCAGAACUCUGCAAGGGAAGCCAUCGAUGAUGCUGAAGCCAGGGGCAGCCCUCGGAAGCAGGAGGAGCAUGGCUUUGCAGGUCCGGAAUUUCUACCCAGCAGGAAGCUGACCUCGGGCACGUCACCUACCUUCUCUGCACCCUCACCCUUCAAAUUUAACAGACGGGACUGGGUAAUCUCUAAAGUUUGUCUUAAAUGCCCUGUGAUUCUUUGAAUACGUCCAACCAAUGCCUCUCAGCUGGGGUGAUUUUGCUCCCCGCCCCCGGUUGGGGACACACCUGGCAGUGUCUGGAGUCGUCUUGGGCUGUCUCGCUGGACUGCAGGAUGCUGCUGGCCGCUGGUGACUGGGUACCAGGGUUGCUGCGCAACACGCCACAGCGCACAGGGUACCCCGCAUCUGAGAGUGGCCCAGCAGCCCCCGACGCCCACAGUGCCGGGCUCGAGAGACUGGGUCCGGAUGUGGUCACACUGCAGCUUCCCCGAUCCUCGUGGCUGUCACGACAGGACUGGCUCUUAGGGGUGCGUUGAUUUCUUAAAAGUCCUCCUGAGCCGAGGGCUCUGGGAGGGUCACGCUGUCUUCGUGGGGGUAGGAAGAGAAACAGGACCUUCUUCAGAAGAUGAUGGAAAGUCAGCUGCUGGUCCCAGACUGUGCUCCCCAGCGUUGGUCCAGCUCCGUGGCCUGGGGAGGGGCCGUGUAGACUCAGCAGGAAGGACCCUCCAGGGCGCCAGGAAUCACCUGCUCUGGCUUCUUCCCAAAUACCUCUCAGGACAGCCUGGAGGCAGACAUCCUCCUGUUGCCACGGCGACGCUGGACCACUUGGGGCAGGACCGGGAUGCCUGUCUGCCAGCAGAUGGCGCUGUUGGACGGUUUAAUGGACGUUGGCUCCACGGACCAGAGGAGGCUGGGGUGGCCCUAAACGGAGAAGACGCCCCCACUUUAUGCCUUUGCCUCCGAAAAUGUUAGGUUUCACGAAAACAAGUACCUUUUCAUCAUUUUCCCCCGUGAAGGGCGAUUACAAAGUAAGAAUAAAAGGCAUCAUUCUCCAGGUUCUAAGGGAGGGGACACUGCCCCCAGCCAACACCCUGUCCCGCGGAGAGACACCUUGGGCCGGGUGGAUAUAAACGUACAGUAGGGCCGGCUGCCUCUCUCGCAGCAGGGCCCUCGAGCCAUUGCCGGAAACACCACCUCUUUCUGCAGGUUUUCUGCCCCAAUGAAGACUUUGCGUGGUCAGCGGUGAUAUGGAAGGCCCCGGUCAGCUUGUUUAGAAGAAAAGCUGCUGAAACACACAGCACGGCAUGAACCCUUUGGAUUAAAAAACAAAAAAACAAAAAAAACCCCACAGUUCUUGUACAAGGUUGUCACAGAAAACGAAAACCCCUUCUCUUUUGUUUCUCUGACGUAUUAGCUUCCACGGGGGACGACGAUGUAUGCUGAACUGAUGAACAUUUCCCAAAGGACGUGUUUGCCGCUGCCUGGGUCAUUGCAAUGCCUCCUGCAUCCUCCAGACUUGGGGCCCCAAGUCUGCACAAAGUAGAACCCCUUUGUGUGCAGGGGCCGAAUGCAUCCAUUCAUGUAAGUUAACGGUUCCUUACAGCAGAAACUAACACAGCACUGGAAAGUAACUAUACUCCAAUAAAAAGUCAUUUUAAAAAUUUUAAAAAGGGACUUCCCUGGCGAUCCAGCGGUUUAGACUCCGGGGUCCCAAUGCAGGGGGCUCGGGUUCGAUCCCUGGUCAGGGAACUGGAUCCCACACGCCGUGGUGACGGUCCCGCCUGCCGCAAACUAAGACCCAGCGCGGCCACAUAAAUAAAUAAAUAUUUUUUAAAAAUUAAAACAAAACUUGGCCUUUCUGGCUUUUUUCACUCCUGCAGAACGACCGUGUCUAUGGGAAAAGCAUUGAAGGGAAAUAUGGUAUUGAAGGGAGACGGCAGUAGGCACACCCAAAACGCUCCUCUUUUACAAAGCUUUCACGCCUAGGAUCUCAUGGGACCCCUUGGGCCGAGUGUGCAAAAAUGGACUUGCCGGGCUUGUGCAAAUGCAUGCAGGGAGACGCGAAGGAGCAGAGACUGUCCUGUUUGGAAUGAUGCACCAGGGUGGGACUGUCACCCCCAACCCCUGGCCCGUGGAGACGCUGGUGAUGAAACUGUGCUGGAGAUGGCUUACGGGGUCCUCCAGAUCCACUGGGGUUCAUCUCUGGGCUGCCCUGUGCCCAUGUGAUUGACACCUACCUGGCUCUGUAACUGCCUGAUUUCGGGGAGGGGGCGUCGGCCAGUGGGUGAGAAGGGGCUGCUGCCUAGCAGGGUUUUCCUGGGUUCUUCUCCCCAAACUGAGCAGCUCUUCCCCUUGGUCUUCGAGACCUGGGGGUGGGGGUGGGGGUGCACCCCCCUGCCUUGGGGAUUCCCCUUGGCCGAGCCCACGCUGUAGGAAUGUCUCGUCUAUGAUCUCCAAGACGCUGACCCAUACAGGAAGGAAGCAAGUAGCUUCUUCAGUGCCAGGCUGUACAAACGGAUAUUAUUCGGACGUUGUCAGAAUUUCAAAGGGCCAUCAUCAGCUAGACAAUACCUUGGCACCGUUUAUUUUAAAUUUUCUAAUGUGAUUCC
Balaenoptera acutorostrata (minke whale) is the source of this 8716-nucleotide messenger RNA. RefSeq names its product acetylserotonin O-methyltransferase (gene ASMT). Bases 4061 to 4915 code for a protein of 284 amino acids. Gene Ontology annotation, molecular function: acetylserotonin O-methyltransferase activity. NCBI's taxonomy places the organism in Eukaryota, Metazoa, Chordata, Mammalia, Artiodactyla, Balaenopteridae. The record is from RefSeq and is a predicted model, not a curated record. The transcript is spliced from 7 exons. Gene Ontology annotation, biological process: methylation; melatonin biosynthetic process.